Molecule: messenger RNA, 1866 nt
Organism: Colletotrichum phormii
Lineage: Eukaryota; Fungi; Ascomycota; Sordariomycetes; Glomerellales; Glomerellaceae
Product: transmembrane amino acid transporter
Exons: 4
Coding region: 340-1761 (473 amino acids)
Biological process (GO): amino acid transmembrane transport
Molecular function (GO): L-amino acid transmembrane transporter activity
Source: RefSeq, a predicted model, not a curated record
GUUGCCGAAUGUGAGAGGAACGGAAAUGUCGUCUUCUUCAAAACAUCCUUCCUCAAACAUAUGCCGACGAGAACCGUUCCCGAACAACACAGAAUCCGGGGCCCCUCAAAGUUAACCGCUGCAGGAACAAGUCAUUUCUCCACCGAUCCGAGCUGCGUGUUCAUGUUGGCCUGUUGAUUUCGACUGCUUUUAUUCGAACGCUCCACCGAGCCUGACGGGUUCCACCUUCUCCGCGGUUCAGCAAGCCGAAUUGUGAGGAAAUCUCGAUCGAAUCCAGGCCUGCCCACCACUCAGAUCCUACCAACCGAAUCUUACCCCGGAUUGCGCAAUACGGAAAUCAUGGGGAAUGAGGCCGAAGCGAUGAGGGCGCCUGCCGACCCCGAGCGUCAGGAUUUGCCAAACCACCCCGUGGGAUCAAAAGGUCAUGAACAAGAUCCUAUUGCGCCACCCGCGUUUUCCAACGACUCAGGCGGCAUCAUCGAGAAGGAAGAGGGAGAAUUGAUCAACUUCAAGACAUUACACUGGCUGCAAGGAGGCAUCGUUCUCGUGGCAGAGACGGUAUCACUCGGAAUCCUAUCGCUCCCAUCAGUCCUUGCGACCGUCGGGCUAGUCCCCGGAGUCAUUCUUAUCUGCGUCAUCAGCGCUCUGGCGACCUACUCUGGGCUUCUACUAGCCGACUUCCGAAAACAGUACCCCUUCGUCCAGCACUUCGGCGAUGCGGUCGAGCUGGUUGGUAGGCCCAUUGGUAUGGGUGGCAUCUUCCGAGAGGUCUUUGGAUGGGCCCAGACUAUUCUGCAAGUUUUCCUCAUGGGAGGUCAUAUUCUACUGUGGACGAUUUGCAUGAACACCCUCACGAACAGCACAACAUGUACCGUUGUCUGGGCUGCUGUUGGAAUGUUGGUUUUCUGGGUCUUCAACGUCCCUAGGACCUUGAAGUGGACGAGCUGGAUGUCAGCAACUUCAUGCGUGUCCAUCGUAAUUGCUGUUCUGAUCACUGUUAUUGACGUUGCCAUCGAGAAGCCAAUUGGAAGCGGCUCAAUUGACGUCUUCAAGUCUCUCGGCUUUUCUCCCGCUUUUCUGGCUGUCACCAACAUUGCAGGCGCUUUCUCAAGCCACUCGAUCUUCUUCAGUGUCAUCGCCGAAUUCAAGAACCCCGACGACUGGCCAAAAGCACUUGCUUUCCUUCAGAUCACGGAUACAACUCUCUACAUCAUUGCUGCCGUCAUCAUCUACGUUUACGUAGGCCCCGAUGUGCCUUCGCCAGCUUUGUCUGCGGCUGGUAGUGCAACUAUUAGGAAAGCAAUUUGGGGUGUCGCAAUUCCCACCAUUGCCAUUGCCGCCGUUAUUUACGCCCACGUCGCAUCUCAGUACGUUUUCACACGUAUCUUUGGUAAUACCAAGCAUGUUGUGAGAAGGACAAGAGUAUCGACUAUUUCUUGGCUUCUCAUUACUUUGGGUAUCUGGGGAAUUGGCAUGGUGAUUUCCGAAUCCAUCCCCGUCUUCAACAACCUGCUGGGACUCGUCUCUGCUGCGUUUGCCAGUUGGUUUUCGUUCGGACUUCCAGGCAUUUUCUGGCUUUGGAUGCACAAAGGCCACUGGUUCUCAAGCUGGCAGCAGAAGUGUCGGUUCGCGGGAUCCUCGCUGCUUUUGCUGGUAGGAAUUCUGCUUUGUGUACUUGGAUUGUGGGUCUCUAUUGAGUCCAUCGCGAAUGGUGGAUCUUCUGCGAAACCUUGGACAUGCGCCAGUAACGCCGCAGAGUAAUGCGUCUUCUUAGCAAGGAACAUUGACAUAUGUAGUCAGGUCCUGUGAACUACCAUUAUGCGAAAUCUCGAUCGAUCUUAUGAAAAAAUAUACAUAUUAACUUAA